Varanus komodoensis (Komodo dragon) is the source of this 7475-nucleotide messenger RNA. RefSeq names its product protein tyrosine phosphatase receptor type F (gene PTPRF). The transcript has 35 exons. Gene Ontology annotation, molecular function: protein binding; protein tyrosine phosphatase activity. Gene Ontology annotation, biological process: protein dephosphorylation. The record is from RefSeq and is a predicted model, not a curated record. NCBI's taxonomy places the organism in Eukaryota, Metazoa, Chordata, Lepidosauria, Squamata, Varanidae. Bases 279 to 6008 code for a protein of 1909 amino acids.
CAUGGGCGAGAGAGACGGAAGGAGAAAGAGACUGUGGCGGAGCCUGGUGAUAGCGGCUAUUUGGCGGGUCGCAACACGGCAGCAUGCGGGUGGUGUCGCUCCGGGCGUGUGUGGGCACCACCUGAAUGGGUCUGAUCAUUGUGAAAAGGACCUACGACUCCUGCUUUCAAAGGAGCUACAAGGAGGUUUGCUGCAGAAAGGUAUAAAUCUACAUUUGGGAUAUUGGAUGUAUUGACUGGUUGCCUUGCUGUAAAGGUGACUUUUCUCCACUUUGGAAUAUGGUGCCUAACUUCAGCAUCACAGUUAUUGUGCCAGCAGUAGUUCUUUGCUGCUUGAUGUCAUCAACGGAAGCAGAUAGCAAGCCAAAUUUCAUGAAAACUCCUGAGGAUCAAAUUGGGAUUUCUGGAGGUGUGGCCUCCUUUGUAUGCCAAGCAACAGGGGAGCCAAAGCCACGAAUCACAUGGAUGAAGAAAGGAAAGAAGGUCAGUUCCCAACGAUUUGAGGUUAUUGAAUUUGAUGAUGGGUCUGGAUCAGUUCUACGCAUUCAGCCUCUGCGUGUCCUUCGGGAUGAAGCUAUCUAUGAGUGCAUGGCUACCAACAGUAUUGGGGAAAUAAACACCAGUGCCAAACUGACUGUCUUAGAAGAGAACCAGCUUCCCUCUGGCUUUCCGACCAUUGACAUGGGCCCACAGCUUAAGGUAGUAGAGAAAGCUCGCACUGCUACAAUGCUCUGUGCUGCUAGUGGCAACCCUGACCCUGAAAUCUCCUGGUUCAAAGACUUCCUUCCUGUGGAUACAGCCACUAGCAAUGGAAGAAUUAAACAGCUCCGUUCAGGGGCCCUGCAAAUUGAGAACAGUGAGGAGUCAGACCAAGGCAAAUAUGAAUGUGUCGCUACAAACAGUGCAGGGACCCGCUACUCUGCUCCAGCCAACCUUUAUGUGCGAGUGCGGCGAGUGUCACCUCGAUUUUCAAUUCCUCCAAGUGACCACGAGGUGAUGCCUGGAGGGAGCGUGAACCUCACAUGUGUAGCUGUGGGAUCCCCAAUGCCCUAUGUGAAGUGGAUUGUUGGAGAUGUUGAGCUGACAAAAGAAGAUGACAUGCCAAUGGGCAGGAAUGUUCUAGAGCUGAUCAAUAUCACACAGUCAGCCAACUACACCUGUGAAGCCAUGUCCUCACUGGGUGUUAUCCACGCAACUGCACAAAUCACUGUCAAAGCAUUGCCAAAGCCACCAACGGAACCAUUAGUGACUGAGACAACAGCAACCAGUGUGACUCUAACAUGGGACUCAGGAAAUGCUGAACCUAUCUCCUACUACGUUAUUCAGUAUAAGCCCAAGACACUGGAAGGGACUUUCCAAGAAGUGGAUGGUGUGGCAACAACCCGCUAUAGUAUCGGUGGACUGAGCCCAUUCUCAGAAUAUGAGUUCCGUAUUAUUGCUGUAAACAAUAUUGGCAGGAGUCUCCCCAGUGAACUGGUUGAGGCACGGACAGGAGAGCAAGCUCCAUCAAGCCCACCACUCAAAGUAAAAGCACGGAUGCUGAGUGCCAGCACCAUGUUGGUUCAGUGGGAACAUCCUGAAGAGCCCAAUGGACUGAUCCGAGGUUACCGGGUGUACUAUACCAUUGAUCCACACCUGCCACUCAGCAUGUGGCAGAAACACAACACUGAUGACAGUCUUCUCACCACCGUGGGCAGCUUGAUAACAGGGACUACCUACAGUAUCCGUGUCUUGGCUUUCACCUCAGUAGGAGAUGGGCCCCCUUCUGAUGUCAUCCAGGUCAAGGCCCAACAGGGUGUUCCAGCCCAGCCAGCUGACUUCCAGGCUGAGGCAGAGUCUGACACAAGGAUCAUGCUGACUUGGCUGCCAGCAUCUCAGGAACGCAUCACCAAAUAUGAGCUGGUGUUCUGGGAAGCUACAGAUGCGAUCGAGCAUAAGGUGGAGUUUGACCAGACCUCAUCGUACGCAGUUGAAGGGCUCAAGCCAGACACACUGUACAAGUUCAAGCUGGGAGCCCGCUCUGAGCUGGGCUUGGGGGUCUAUACUCCAGUUUUGGAGGCCCGAACAGCACAGUCCACCCCUUCUGCCCCACCCCAAGAGGUCGUGUGUGUAAGCACCAGCUCAACCACCAUCCGGGUAAGUUGGGUACCACCACCGGCUCAAAGCCGCAAUGGAGUCAUCACGCAGUAUUCCAUCGCGUACCAGGCGAUAGAAGGAGAGGACAACACCAAACAUGUGGUUGAGGGAAUUGGACACGAGCAUUCCAGCUGGGAGAUCCACAAUCUGGAGAAAUGGACAGAGUACAAAGUGUGGGUGAGGGCUCACACAGAAGUGGGUCCAGGGCCAGAGAGCAACCCAGUCUGGGUUCGUACUGAUGAAGACGUGCCCAGUGCUCCACCACGGAAAGUAGAGGUGGAGUCUGUCAACUCAACAGCCAUUCGGGUCUCCUGGAAAUCGCCCAUUUCCAACAAACAGCAUGGCCAAAUCCGAGGCUAUCAAGUAACCUAUGUGAAGAUGGAGAAUAAUGAGCCAGUCGGACCACAUCUUAUCAAAGAUGUCAUGGUGGCAGAGUCUCAGUUGAGGGUUAAGGACUCUGUUGACCACGAAACCAUCAUAGGAGGCCUUUUUCCUGAAACUACCUAUUCUAUCAACAUUGCAGCCUAUACUACUAAAGGGGACGGGGCUCGCAGCAAGGCCAAGGUGAUAACUACAAGUGAAGCAGUCCCAGGCAAACCUAACAUGAUGAUUAGUACUACAUCCAUGAAUACAGCCUUAAUCAAUUGGCACCCACCCAGAGAGAUGGUCGGGGAGCUCCUGGGAUACAUGCUACAAUACAAACGUGCUGAUGAGGAAAAGAUGACUGUCCUCAACUUUGGGAAGAAUGUCCAUCACCACACUGUGUCCAACCUUUACAAGGGUGCCACCUACAUCUUCAAGUUGUCUGCCAAAAAUAGGGUUGGUCCUGGGGAGGAGUUUGAGAAGGAAAUCACUACUGCAGAAGAGGUGCCAAGUGGCUUCCCCCAGAACCUACAUGUGGUCGGGCUGACCACUUCUACCACUAAAGUGACCUGGAAUCCACCACUGCUGGCCGAGAGGAAUGGAAAAAUAACCAACUACACAAUUGUGUACAGAGACAUUAACAGCCAGCAGAAUUUGACCAAUGUUACUAAGGAAACAAGCAUCACCCUGGCCAACCUCAAACCUGACACAACCUAUGACAUCAAAGUUAGAGCGCACACUAGCAAAGGAGCUGGGCCCCUCAGUCCCAGUAUUCAAUCCAGGACAAUGCCAAUGGAACAAGUGUUUGCAAAGAACUUCCGUGUCAGUGCUGUGAUGAAAACAUCAGUGCUACUUAGUUGGGAGGUGCCAGACUCUUAUAAAUCUGCAGUACCUUUCAAGAUUCUAUACAAUGGCCAGACUGUGGAGGUAGAUGGCCACUCCAUGAAGAAGCUGAUCAGUGACCUACAGCCAGACACCAACUACUCCUUUGCACUCACAAACCGAGGAAGCAGUGCUGGGGCAUUGCAGCAUCGGGUCUUCAUCCGGACAGCACCUGAUGUCCUUCAGAGCAAGCCCAUUUCCACAUACAAAUAUAUCCAUAAUGGGCAAUUUACCAUCACUCUCCCCAGAGUGAAGACUUCUGUGCCAGUCAGGUGGUACUACAUUGUGGUUGUGCCAAUUGACCACACAAGCAACAUACUUUCCUCCAGUUUGAGGACUCCAGAUGAGAUGGAACUGGAUCAGUUACUUGAGGCCAUAAACCAAGGGACCCCAGACAGACGUCAGCGUCGGCAAGCAGAACACCUCAAGCCCUACAUUGCUGCCCAAAUGGAUGAACUGCCAGACACCUUUGUCUUGGGGGACGAAAAGAACUAUAAAGGCUUCUAUAAUAAGCCACUUUCAGAAGACCUGAGUUACCGUUGUUUUGUGUUGGCUUCUCUAGAAGAUGGUGAUACGAAGAAGUAUGCGGCCAGCCCCUAUUCAGAUGAGAUUGUGAUGGAGGUAUCAGCAAAACAGCAGGACGAACCAGAGAUGCUGUGGGUGAUGGGUCCUGUCUUGGCUGUCAUCUUAAUUAUCAUCAUUGUCAUUGCUAUCCUGCUCUUCAAAAGGAAAAGGGCCAAUUCACCUACCUCUAAGGAUGAACAUUCCAUUGGCCUGAAGGACUCCCUGCUGGCCCAUUCCUCUGACCCUGUUGAAAUGAGACGGCUCAACUACCAAACACCAGGUGCCAGUGGCCCCAGUUGCCUGAAUAUCUCAAGUAUGCGCGACCACCCUCCCAUUCCGGUGACAGACCUCGCUGACAACAUUGACCGGCUGAAGGCCAAUGAUGGGCUGAAGUUCUCCCAGGAAUAUGAGUCUAUUGAUCCUGGACAGCAGUUCACCUGGGAGAACUCCAACCUAGAAGUGAACAAACCAAAGAACCGCUAUGCAAAUGUAAUUGCCUAUGACCACUCUCGUGUCAUUCUGAUCUCCAUUGAUGGGGUCCCUGGAAGUGACUAUAUCAAUGCAAAUUACAUCGAUGGCUACCGCAAGCAGAAUGCCUACAUUGCUACACAGGGGCCUCUGCCAGAAACACUCAGCGACUUCUGGAGGAUGGUGUGGGAACAGCGCACAGCCACGAUCGUCAUGAUGACCCGGCUGGAGGAGAAGUCUCGGGUAAAGUGUGACCAGUACUGGCCAGGCCGUGGUACGGAGACCUAUGGAUUGAUCCAGGUGACACUGCUUGACACAGUUGAACUUGCAACAUACACCGUCCGGACAUUUGCACUCAACAAGAAUGGGUCCAGUGAAAAGCGGGAGCUGCGUCAGUUCCAGUUUAUGGCUUGGCCUGACCACGGUGUGCCAGAGUACCCCACCCCUAUCUUAGCCUUCCUGAGACGAGUGAAAGCCUGCAAUCCUCCUGAUGCUGGCCCAGUGGUUGUGCACUGCAGUGCUGGUGUGGGCAGGACAGGCUGCUUCAUCGUGAUUGAUGCCAUGCUUGAGAGAAUGAAGCAUGAGAAGACAGUGGACAUCUAUGGGCACGUGACAUGCAUGCGCUCACAGAGGAACUAUAUGGUGCAGACCGAGGAUCAGUAUAUCUUCAUCCACGAGGCCUUGCUUGAAGCAGCCACCUGUGGAAAUACUGAGGUGCCUGCACGCAACCUCUUUGCGCAUAUCCAGAAGCUGAACCAGGUACCUCCAGGCGAGAGUGUCACAGCAAUGGAGCUGGAAUUUAAGCUUCUCGCCAACUCUAAAGCACAUACCUCACGAUUCAUCAGUGCCAAUCUCCCCUGCAACAAAUUCAAAAACCGUCUGGUAAAUAUCAUGCCAUAUGAGCUGACACGGGUUUGCCUGCAGCCAAUCCGGGGUGUGGAGGGCUCCGAUUACAUCAAUGCCAGCUUUGUUGAUGGUUACAGGCAGCAGAAGGCCUACAUUGCCACCCAGGGACCCCUGGCUGAGACCACAGAAGAUUUCUGGCGUAUGCUGUGGGAGCACAAUUCCACCAUUGUGGUGAUGCUGACCAAGUUGCGAGAGAUGGGACGGGAGAAAUGCCAUCAGUACUGGCCAGCAGAGCGCUCAGCUCGAUACCAGUACUUCGUGGUGGAUCCCAUGGCUGAAUACAACAUGCCUCAGUAUAUCCUGCGUGAGUUCAAAGUCACUGAUGCCAGGGACGGACAGUCGAGAACCAUCCGACAGUUCCAGUUCACUGACUGGCCUGAGCAGGGAGUACCAAAAACAGGCGAAGGCUUCAUUGACUUCAUUGGCCAAGUCCAUAAAACCAAGGAACAAUUUGGCCAGGAUGGGCCUAUAUCUGUACAUUGCAGUGCUGGAGUCGGACGCACUGGAGUGUUCAUCACAUUAAGCAUUGUGCUGGAACGCAUGCGCUACGAAGGCGUGGUUGACAUGUUCCAGACCGUGAAGACCCUGAGGACACAGCGGCCAGCCAUGGUGCAAACAGAGGACCAGUACCAGCUAUGCUACCGGGCUGCGCUGGAGUACCUUGGCAGCUUUGAUCACUAUGCAACGUAACUAGUGCUUUCGGCCAGUUGCAGCAGGAAUGUCCAAGAGCAGAGACGGGUUCUUCCCAGCCAGCCGCCCAUUUGUUAGUCCUUCUGUGCAGAUGUUGCUGCUGCGGCAACAGCCUCCCUACGAUCGACCAGUUUUGACCACAGUAUUUAGGUACAUUGCCACAGCGCCAAACGUGGGACCAUCUUCUAGCAUUUCCUAGCUCCAGAUUAAUUUUUGUCAGUGUCCCCACUCCUGCUCCUCCUCUUGAUAGCAUUUCAUGGUGAGAGUCACUGGGUGGAUGGAAUGGGAUCUUUUAUAUAUGUAAAAUAGUAACUAGCCUUUUAUAUCUUUUUUUUUAAUUCUUUUGCAAGUCUUAAUGUUUUGCUCAGGCAAAACAGGAGAAUGGAGGUGGUGGGGUUUGAAUUUCCUUUUGCUUUCCCCCCUUACUCUUUUGUUGUCUCAACCAUAGUGGUGCUGCCCAUUUUCGGGCAGUGCCAGGUUAAUAUUCGUGGCUGGCUCACAGCUCUGGGACCCUUCCUCUUUACUCCUUUGUAGAAUAAUUCAAUUUUACAGAGUUGGAGCCAACUUAAUGAUUGUUCCAAAAGCCUUUUUUUCCAUAGGCCCGUCUGUCAGGUGGGACUCCAGCAGCUAUCCGAUGCUUUGUCCUAUUGACAUGUGUCCAGUGACCUCAUAUAUGUCAGCAGAUCCCAUGUGAACUUUCUGUUUGAGGGAAAGACCCACUGCCCUGCCAUCCCCUUUUGUUCAGAGGGGGAAAUAGGUGGCACUCUUGCCACUCGCAAAAGCAAGUUCCCAAAAGGGACCUGACCACAGACACACAUUUAUUUAGUCCUUUUUGUGCCAGUAGCAUCCUGAGGUGCUGUCGCCUAGGCAACUGUGGCCAACCGAGUGUGUUAGAGCAUCUCCCAAGGUGAAAGAGCACAAGUCUGGGAAGCCCAGCCUUCCUGCACAAACAACCCCAGGGUGGGGGUGCCUUGGUUAAUGGGGGAGGUGGGGGGGAAUCAGGGUUCUUCAGGUAAGGAAAUCUGUUCUCAGAGACUGGGUGUGGCUAUAAUUUCUGCUAUCCUGUAAACAUUUAAAAGUCAUUAGAAUGCUGUAUUUUCCACUACAACAGAAUGGUCUAAUUAACCAAUGUGGCAAGACUACUGGACUUAAUUUAACAGUACUAUAUAUUAAUAAUCCUCAUUAUCUCACACUUGCACUAAAGGCAGGGAGAUUACAGCCUUCUCCCAGGUGCAUAGCUCUUUGAAUAAAGGUGGUGGAAAGGUCUCUAACUGUAUUAUCCAAUGUAUCCAAAUUGCAUUGAAAUCAACAAUCCUGGGUGGUGACGUUGAAGAGAACAUUCAUUUUUACCUUGUGAAAGCAUAGUGCUGUAGGGGUCACUGUUGUAUACAGUCUGUUUUCUAUUUGUUAAUAAAAAUCUACAGCAUCAUUGCAUAAUUCUUGAUGUUAAUAAAUUUGAAUAAUCGG